GACCCCCAGGUUGGGCCCGGCUCUGCGAGGGGCGGUGGCGGCAGCUUGCGGGGAGGAGCCGGGUGGCAGCGCCCCGCCCGAGGGGCGGCCCGAGCCGAGCCGGGGUGCGGAAAGCCGAGGACAAAAGGCAGCGGUGACGCGCUGAAAUUCGUCAUUUUGGGACAGAGGGAGUGGGGGCAGAGGGGUGCCAGCUGGGUGCCAGCCCUGUGCCGGCAGCCGUCCCUGCAUCCAGCGCUUCCGUGUCCCCCAAGGUCACCCACAGCCGGAGCCCAGAGAUAGAGCAGCGCCGUGCCCUGCAGCACAGGAACAAGGAGCCGGCGGGUGGCUGCAGCGCUGCGCACACACUGCCCGCACCCUCUGCCUGCAGCCAUGAAGCUGAACGAGCGCAGUUUGGUGUUCUAUGCCACCUGCGACUCCCCGGCUGACAAUGCUGGAUUCCUCUUCAAGCGUGGCGAGCGGCACACGGCGUACCACCGCCGCUGGUUCGUGCUCAAGGGCAACAUGCUCUUCUACUUCGAGGAGCGUGAGAGCCGUGAGCCGGUGGGCGUCAUCGUGCUGGAGGGCUGCACCGUGGAGCUCUGCGACUCAGCCGAGGAAUUUGCCUUCGCCAUCCGCUUCAGCGGCACCAAAUCACGCACCUACGUGCUGGCAGCUGACAGCCAGGCGGCCAUGGAGGUGUGGGUGAAGGCGCUGUCGCGGGCCAGCUUUGACUACAUGCGGCUGGUGGUGCGGGAGCUGGAGAAGCAGCUGGAGGAGAUGCGGUGGGGCUGCCGGCACGGCCCGGCCUGCUGCAAGGCACGGCCUUUGGAGAUGGAGCACUCCCUGCCCGCUCUGCCCACGGUUCCUCCAAAGGAGAAUGGCUGUGCAGUGUGGAAUAAUGCGCCUGGCAUGGACCAGCUGCACGAUGGUUGUGAUGAUGACACCGACCCACAGCCACCUCCGCUGCCUCCACGCCGGCGAGCAUCCAGCGGUGACACUGGAGCAGCUGAGACCUCACUAUUCUGCCGGUUGCAUGAGCAUUAUGGAAAGCAGGUGGCCCAACUGCGGCAGGACUGGCAGCACCGGCAGUGCCAGCAUCGGCCCUGAGAGGCCCUCUGGGCAAAGAGUCCUUGGUACAACCUCAGUCCCCUCUACAGGACUCACAGCUCCUGGGGAUCAAGCACUGAGCUGGGUGCGCUGGGACCUCCAGAUGCAAGGAUGCCGGGGAGAGUUUGGAUGGGUGUUGCACUGCCAGAGGGCUGGAACUGCCUUCACCUGCUCAAGGCCAGUUGAGCCCCAUGGCAUUCGUCUGCUCCAGCAGGAUGUGGUUUGUAGAACAAAUGCAUGGGCACUAUCCUAGCAGCACAGUGCCAAGCACAACAGCCACCGUGGCCUCACGUUUGUGUGCUGCUGCCACCCAGCAGGAUCCUGGUCCUCCAAUUCACCAUGUGGUGGAGUUGCCUCCACCCAACCACAUCCUCCAGGGCUCCAGGACAGAUAUUUUUGGAGCUGGUGUCACCCCUGAGCUGGCUCACAAAGGGGAAGUGUCACAGCAAUGAGAAGGAACAUGCGUGUCAGCAGUGGAGGGAGCAGAGUGAUUCACAUGCACAAGCAGAGCGUGGCUGCUAUUGGAGCCCUGGGGUCUCAUGCAGACAUUUCUCUGGUUCGUAUCCGUUCUGCUGGCCCAAGGACUUUGUGACACCCCAGCUGGUGCAGUGACUGCUGUAGUCAGCCAACCCACCAGCUCUUCCUUCACUAAAGCUGUUGAAUCCCUCCCCUCCUGGAUUUGUUUCCCAAAUCUUGGAGCAAGAGGAACCCUGUGUUGGGCCAAGCGGACGCAUCUUCAUUUGACUUCUCAGAACUGGCUCAAGUUCUUUUUCUGCAAUAAAUAUUGCUUCAGGAAUUUCCUCCUGGCCUCCUUCUCAUUUGCACAUUUGGCUCAUUUGGGAAAGUAGGUCCUGGAGCACCCUUGAGGGAUGAGGUUGGGGAUGGGAUGGGGGUGGAAUUGGGGGUGGAAUGGGAUGGUGUGUUUUACUCAGGGGGCAUCAGGACAUUGUGUUGGUCCCAUGUAGGGGCAGCAUAGUGACUGUUUUGGAGUGACAGAAAUCACACAGCAGAGUCCAGAAGGCCUCAGAUCUGUGUGGUUGUGCCUUGGAAGCUGCUCUGGUGAGGACAGGGAUAAAGCAAUGAGCUGUCCUCCCUGCUAUGCGCGCGUACACAAAUGACUGUAGCGCUGCUAAGAGCAGAAGUGUUAUCAGAUGGAAGUCAGAUUGUCUGCCAACAAGCUGUGGAAUUUAUCUUUUCCCCAAUAAUCUGAGCCCCAACAACCAAAUAUUUCAUUAGCUCUGGCAUUAACUAAAACCUGACUCAUGGGCAGCACCCUGUGGUCCCCAGUCCUCUACCAAGACUGUGAGUCACUGAGGCAGGACAAUAUAGCCAUCCCCUCGCUGGGGCUGGUGGUAGCCUCACACAGGGAAGGGGACCCUGCUGUCACAUAGGUGGCACUGCCAUCCUGCAUGGCAUUCUGGCUCACAGAGGGCAGCCGAGGUGACGUCUCUCUGCAUCCAGAUGGAGAAUGAAGCCUUUGUAGUUUCCAUGGCAGCUGGCCGA
Molecule: messenger RNA, 2589 nt
Organism: Lagopus muta (rock ptarmigan)
Lineage: Eukaryota; Metazoa; Chordata; Aves; Galliformes; Phasianidae
Gene: PHETA1
Product: PH domain containing endocytic trafficking adaptor 1
Exons: 3
Coding region: 370-1086 (238 amino acids)
Biological process (GO): retrograde transport, endosome to Golgi; endosome organization; receptor recycling
Cellular component (GO): recycling endosome; early endosome; trans-Golgi network
Source: RefSeq, a predicted model, not a curated record